AUGGACGGGCUUUUCUCCAUCCCCAUAUUAUCGGUCUUCUUGGUCCCCGUCCUGUCAACCUAUAAGACCAGUCUCAACCUUCUCUUCUUUUACAUGACUUGGAGUACGCUGGUUUUGUCGCAUUCUCGGCUCCGUAUUGAAUUGUGCGCCACAAUUGGCGUGCGCUUCAUCUUCUAUGUGUUACCAUCCGUUGUCUUUUUUCUCUUCGAUGUUAUGGCUCCAGAAGCCGCAGUCCACAUCAAGGCGCAUGGCACAGUGGGUUUACCUGGUGGAAAGAAGCGACGUAAUAUCAGCGCGAAGGAAUUCAAGGUUGCUGCGUGGUCACUGUUCAAUCUGUGUCUUGGUAUCACCAUGCAAUGGCUUCUUGAGUCAACAAUUAUCAGGAUAUUAGGAAAGCGCAGUGUGCUGAGCUCGUCACUGAAGCUGCCCAUGCCAGUUGAGAUCUGUAAAGAUUUAAGCCUAGCGCUGAUUGCACGAGAAGUGCUGGCCUACUGCCUUCAUCGCUGGUUCCUCCACUCGGACGACUAUAUGUUCUUUGCUACAUGGCACCAACGUUGGCAUCAUGAGUUGACUGCUCCAUACCCAUUGACCGCGCAUUAUGACCACCCAGUUUGCUAUCUAUUAUUCAAGUUCAUCCCGACAUAUGCACCAGUUAUAGCCUGCCGUUUCCAUAUGGUUACUUAUCUGUUCUAUCUAUUGCUUAUCUCUGUCGAGGAGACUUUCGCAUACUCUGGAUAUACUAUCAUGCCGACAAACUUCCUUCUGGGUGGGAUGGCCCGUCGCACGGAUUUGCAUUUGCUGGUGGAUUCCCCAGGCAAUUAUGGCCUAUGGGGGGGUAUGGAUUGGUUGCUUGGUACUAUCAUCCGUGAAUCCGAAGAUGAGGAUGAUGAGGGCGACAACACACCGAGUAUCCCGGCACAGAGGAGGGUCGUACCUGCGGUUCCUGCGGCCCCGGUCAGGGCCAGACGACGAUAG
Molecule: messenger RNA, 975 nt
Organism: Penicillium paradoxum
Lineage: Eukaryota; Fungi; Ascomycota; Eurotiomycetes; Eurotiales; Aspergillaceae
Product: sterol desaturase family protein
Exons: 2
Coding region: 1-975 (324 amino acids)
Biological process (GO): ergosterol biosynthetic process
Molecular function (GO): C-4 methylsterol oxidase activity; iron ion binding
Source: RefSeq, a predicted model, not a curated record